UCUCCUAUCCUCUCUCUCUCUCGCUCGCUCACAACUCACAAGUCAUCUCCCUUCAAUUCCCACCCGAAACUAGCUUUCCCACGAAAGAGCUUCCGUCUUUCUUUUUUUUUGUGUUGUUGUUGUGUUUCUGAGUCUGUGCUAGUUUCUGGGCCUUUUAUUUUCUGAUUACUCGGUGUCAAAGUUUUCGGCGAGAUCUGAUCGUAGCCGGUGGUUAGUAAGUAGUUGACUGUUUUCUAAUUCUAGGUCAAAAUUAUUGGGAGAUUAGGUGGGGCUUUUGUGUGAAUUUUGAGAUUAUUAGGGUUUGUGAUGAAGAGAGGAAAGGAUGAAGAGAAGAUAUUGGAACCCAUGUUUCCUCGGCUUCAUGUGAACGAUGCAGUCAAAGGAGGGCCUAGAGCGCCUCCAAGAAACAAGAUGGCUCUCUAUGAGCAACUUAGCAUCCCUUCUCAGAGGUUUACUGAUCGUGGCUCCUUUCCCCGUAACACGGUUCCUCCUGGACCAUCUAACCAGCCUUGUGACGUGGAAAGAAACUUAUCUGCGCAACAUAUUGAUUCUUCGUCUACGGGCCAAGCAACAGAUAACUUUGUCUCGCAAAUGCCCUUCAUGGAAAAUGUGCGGACUUCGGCACAGAACGAUCAGAGGAAAAUAGCCAGAGAGGAAGAUGAUUUCGCAGUUCCAGUAUUUAUUAACUCAAGAAGAUCUCAGUGUCAUGGCAGUAGCAUUGAGAAGGAAAUACACACCACGUUGGUUAAAGACCAGGUCAAGGGGAGCACAAAACGAGGUGGCUUUGUUAACUCUUCAGGUGUAUCAGCUUCAGAGGAAAUGGAUCUUGAGAAAACAGCAUCGAGUAGUGACAGAGUAAAUGAUCGUAGUGCAUCCUUGAGGCAAGAGUCCAGAAAUAGGCCUGACCGAGAUGAUCGCGAAACACAAGUGCUGGACAGCAAUAACAUGGCGUCGGAGUGUCAUUCAGAAGAAGAAGGUCAUGGUAAUCCUAAUGAUGUUGAUAAUGGUCCUGAGUACCGCAGAAGUGCAGGAUAUACCUCUAUGCAACAGAUAGAUGAAGAGGCAAGUGAUGAUGUUUCUGAUAAUUCGAUGGUGGAUUCUGUAUCCAGCAUAGAUGUCUCUCCUGACGACGUUGUGGGAGUAUUAGGUCAAAAACGUUUCUGGAGAGCAAGGAAAGCUAUUGCCAAUCAACAAAGAGUAUUUGCUGUUCAACUGUUUGAGUUGCACAGACUGAUUAAGGUUCAAAGACUUAUUGCUGCAUCACCGGAUGUCUUGCUGGAUGACAUAAGUUAUCUUGGAAAAGUUGCUGCUAAAAGCUAUCCAGUGAAGAAGCUUCUUCCAUCAGGGUUUAUAGUGAAGCCUCCUCUACCACAGAUCAAACACAGAAGCAGCGAUUCGGAGAAGACUGACCAACAUAAAAUGGAAUGCUCAGCUGAGAACGUAGUCGGGAAGUUGCCAAACCAAGGUCAUCAUCAACCUUCCAACUACAUGCCUUUUGCGACCAACCAACCCACUGCUUCACCAGCUGUAAAUGGAUGUUACUAUCCUCCUCAGCCUCCUCCUCCAUCGGGAGGAAACCAGCAAUGGUUGAUCCCUGUAAUGUCUCCUUCCGAAGGGCUGAUAUACAAGCCGCACCCAGGCCCGGGACAUACAGGGCCGGUUUGUGGAGGGUACUAUGGUCAUUUCAUGCCUGCACCGAUGGUCAUGGGUAAUUUCAUGGGUGGUGGUCCUCCUCCGCCGUUUCACCCGGGCAUGGGAUUCACAUCUCAUGGUAAUGGCUACUUUCCACCAUAUGGUAUCAUGCCUACCAUGAUGAACCCUUACUAUUCCGGACAACAACAACCCAAUGAGCAAAUGAACCAGUUUGGGCAUCCCGGCAAUUUUCAGGACGCGUCGGCUUUGAACAACACCCAACAACAGAGCUCCGUGAAUAAAGCGGCUUCACAACAACAACAGCCAAUGAAAUCUUAUCCUCGGGCUAGAAAGAACAGGCAAGGGAGCACAGGAAGUAGUAGUCCAAGUUCUCCAGAGGGAGUCUCUGGUAAGAACUCUUUUCGGCCAUUCUCAGCGGUUAAUGAUGACAACAAAGCACCUGAGGAAAUGAUGACGACAACCACAACAACAACAACAACUGUUACUCAGACGACAAGAGAUGGAGCAGGAGUGACGAGAGUGAUCAAGGUGGUUCCGCACAACGCAAAUCUGGCGAGUGAGAACGCUGCAAGGAUUUUCCGGUCAAUACAGGAAGAGCGUAAACAGUACGACGCUUUCGCUGACUACCCUUAAGCCUCUGUUUUCUGUAUCAUUAUAGUAUGAACUGUGUUUGCGACUCGUUUUGCGUUUUAAAAUGUAGAGAACUGUGAUAGAUGUUAUUCUCCAAAUUUGUAUAAUAUAAACGAAUGAAAGCUUGGAUGUCAUCACUCAUUCAUAUAUAUAUAUAUUGAAGUCUUAC
Molecule: messenger RNA, 2452 nt
Organism: Eruca vesicaria subsp. sativa (arugula)
Lineage: Eukaryota; Viridiplantae; Streptophyta; Magnoliopsida; Brassicales; Brassicaceae
Source: the annotation of a GenBank genome assembly